UUCGUUACUUAAGUGCUGGCCAAUCACGUCUCUGUUAGUUGUGAGAUCAUAAUUCGUCCUCGUGCGAUUUUCGCAUAAAUCAACUGGCCAACGGGAAUCCCUGACACUGCCUCAAACAUGUCAAGUAACGACUUUGACAGCUCUGAUGACUUGACGGAUUUAGAUAAAGACUAUGUGGUCCCAGCAAAGACCACAAAGCGGAAGAAACAGGCGUUGGAACAGUCGCUGCUACCCAGGAGGCAGAGGCAUAAAGCCGCAUUGAGCGCGACACCCGGCUCGCCUAGCAGUCCCAUCUCCUCUCCACCAGAAGCUUCUCAGCAGCAACAUUCCUCCCAAGGGACGAGGCACAGCUCACCCGGGCCUAGGGCAAGACCAGGGAACAGUGGCGCCCGUGGUAUCAGUGCGGACGAUAUCUACAAAGCUGUCACCUCUGGAAAGACCGCCAUCGUGGUGGUGGUCGACGAGUGGAUGGACUCUUACAAGCAGAGUCGUGAGACGGGGCUGCUGGUGCUCAUUAACUUCAUUGUUCAGUCCUGUGGAUGCAAAGGCGAGGUUAGCAGAGACAUGCUAGACUCUAUGCCAAAUGCGGAUAUCAUUGCCAAACUAACCAAACAGUUUGAUAUGGAUUCAGCAACCUACCCUCUGUCCACUCCGGGGCCCAUGCAGAAAAAAAUCAAAGCAGGCCUGUGCGAAUUCACCCGGAUCUUGGUACGCUCCUGUGGAAGUAGAGUCAUUUACGACGAGUACCUCUUCCCCUCUGUGCUAUCUCUACUCACUGGGCUGACCGACUCCCAAGUCAGAGCCUUCAGACACACCAGCACCCUGCUGGCCAUCAAGAUCAUGUCUGGGAUGACGGAAAUAGUGGUGACGGUGUCCUUGCAGCUGCACCCAGUCCAGCGGCACUACGACAAAGAGAAAAGCAAGCAGACGCACGAGCAAGAUGCUAGGCGACUGGAAGAUCUCCAGGCCGGCAUCAAGGAGCUGCAGGAGAAGAAAGAGGAACUGUUGUCCAUGACAAACACUGCCUUCCGUGGCAUUUUUGUGCACCGCUACCGCGACAAGCUGAUGGAGAUCCGGGCAGCGUGCAUGGAGGAGCUUGGAGUGUGGAUUAAGACGGACCCCGAAAACUUCCUCAAUGACGGCUGUAUUAAAUACCUGGGCUGGAUGAUACAUGACAAGCAAAGUCUGGUGCGUCUGAAGUGUGUGCGAAGCCUCCAGCCUCUGUAUCAGAAGAAGGAGUUCAUUGGUCGCCUGGAGCUUUUCACCAGCAGAUUUAAAGAGAGGCUGGUCAACAUGGUGAUGGACGUGGACCCAGAGGUGGCCGUGGAAACGGUCAAGCUUUUGCUGCUAAUUAACCAAGGCAUGGAGGAAGGCCUGAGUGAGAAGGAGUGCGCUAAUAUCUAUCCACUGGUUUACUCCUCAAGCCGCAUCCUGGCGUCUGCAGGCGGCCUCUUCCUCUAUAAGAAGCUAAAAAGCCUCAUUGACAGCGAGAAACAGAGUGGCAAUAUUGUGGGCUUUUUCCAGAUCCUGAUCUCCUUUCACAUCCAGAGUGAGUUCCACAAUCAUGGAACUUACCUGGUGGACAGCCUGUGGGAUGUGGCGGGUUCCGAGCUAAAAGACUGGGAGACCAUGACCACACUUUUGCAACAGGAAGCUGGUUUGAUGGACGAGGAGGAGGGAGCGCUCAUCGAGUUGAUGAUUUGUGUGAUCCGACAGGCAGCGGAGGCAAAGCCGCCUGUUGGGAGGGUCUCGGCAAAGAAGGCACUAAAUAUGAAGGAGAAGAAGAUCCAGGAACAGGACAGGAGGCAUAUCACAACCCAUUUUAUCCCUUUGCUGCCACAACUGCUGACCAAGUACUCUGCAGACGCAGGGAAGGUAAAACUCCUCUUGCAAGCGCCUCUCUACUUCAACCUGGCGAUGUACAGCAGCGUACAUUGGAUGAAUAAGCAUCUGGACCAGCUGCUGUCUCAGAUAUGCGAGAUCGUAGAGAAGCACACGGACACGGCCGUGUUGGAGGCGUGCAGCCGGCUAUUCAGUGUACUUUGCUCCGACCGCUACGCCUUCUCCUCCCGUGCCCGCCUAAUAUUUAGUCAGCUCGUGGACAGCCUGACUGAGUGCUUCAGCACCUAUUUCAACGACCUGCUGCAGGGCACCGCUGAUGAUGAUGUUUACAGUGCAGCCACAGCUUUGAAAAGGAUCGCAGUCUUGAGCAGUGCCAGAGACCUAACGGCAUGGAGGUUGUUUGACUCCUGCAUUCAUCUUCUGGAAAGCAGAAUGGAGUCCAGAGACCUUGAUGAAGAACUCAUUGUGUCAGCCCUGAGAUGUUCCGCGUGGCACCUGAUGUGGACAAAUGAGAAUGUGCGACACUCUGCGCCCACAGAGGAGGAGCUGAGGUGUCUGAGUAAGGAGGUCGGCUCCUUCUGCGACAUCUGCCAGGGGUGUUUGUGUGUGGACCAGGCUGAGAUCAGGGAUGAGGCUUUCCAGCUCCUGUGUGACCUGUUGUGCUUUUACAGUUCAAAUCACGUCCACAAUGACUCCACCCUUCAGAGCUUGUACUACCUGCCUAAUGAUUUCCUGCGUACUGAGUUGGCAAAUUUCCUUAUGGACUAUAUCUUCUCAGAUUCUGACAUUGUGGCAACAGAAGACGAGCACGAGGAGGAGAUCGCCCUUCUGCAAAAGAAGCGCCUCCAACUCGCCGGCUACUGCCGGUUGGUCCUCGUCCGCGUGUUGGACUAUGAAGCCGCCACCGAUAUCUUUAAACAUUACCACAUGUACUUCAGGGAUUUUGGGGACAUUAUCAAAGAAACCAUACUCAAGAUGUGGGAUAUUGGUCAUGUAACGUGUGCCAGGACUCUCUGCCUAAGUAUGCAGCAGCUCUUCUCAGUGAUGCUGAUGGAGGAGGACGUAAGCCGGCAGGAUAUUGGCAAGAUCCGAGAUCUGGCCAGGAUGUUCGCCGUGAACUUCGGCCCUGACCUCCUACGCGCUCGCAAACCUCUGUUGGCUCUGCACAUGGAUGGCAUAGAGUUUGCCUUUCGUGUGCAGCAGGAAGGAGAAGAAGAAAGCUACCCCAAUGUGGCCUUCCUGGAGAUCCUCAGCGAGUUCAGUUUGAAGCUGCCGGAACAGGAGCAGACCCAGCUGUCCACCUACCUGAAAGCGCAGUGUCCCGAUGCUGCCCUCUCCUGGAAAGCAGUCAAAGUGUACCAAAGCUCUUUAGGAGGCCGCGCCUCUGCUAGACCCCGAUUGGAGUCGGCGGGGAGCAUGGGAGCUGUCACUCCACAAAGCGCACAGGCGGCUAAGCGCCGAAAGACCACAGCUCAAGGGUCCUCAUCUAGCACCGUCGAAAGCUCCUGGCUGGAAAGCGGCAACCUCCCCAGCCAUCUGUCCACUCCGGCCUUGACCUCCACUGUCCAGAAGCAUCCCGCCACACAGCCUGGUCCCAGGGAAGAUGUCAUCUUGGAGUCGGAUGUUGGAAGCAAUUUAACUGAGUCUGAGGAUGAAUUCUCCUCAGGGUCACAGAUGCGAAAGGUGAAUCUCAGCAGGCGACUUCCCUCCUCCAUUGGGCAGCAGAGUUCCACCUUGGAUCCGAAAGAACUGAACACGCAACUCACCUUGCUAUCACUGAUUGAGGAAGACGCCGCAGAACAAGAAGUUGAUGAAUACGAAAGCGACUCGUCAUACACGCUGCCCUCCACCCGUCACAGCACCAGUGUCAUGGAUGAACUGUUUGACUCAAGUCCUGCUCACAUUUGAUGCAGCGCGUCUGCUUUGUGUUUCGUGCGUUUGUCAAAGUUUCGUUUUGAGGCCAUUAAUUUUGUAAUGGUACAAAGGAGCUGAUUGAAUUGGACACAGAGCCCAAAUGUUAUUGUGAUGAAUUGCAAGCAAUUAAUAUUUUUGGGGAUUCAAUUGAAGGUCACUGUGUCAUUAAUGGUAUAUUAUGUUAAUCUAACAAUAUGAAUUAAAGUCUGUUUGUUCAAACGA
Molecule: messenger RNA, 3978 nt
Organism: Nerophis ophidion (straightnose pipefish)
Lineage: Eukaryota; Metazoa; Chordata; Actinopteri; Syngnathiformes; Syngnathidae
Gene: stag3
Product: cohesin subunit SA-1
Exons: 32
Coding region: 118-3750 (1210 amino acids)
Biological process (GO): sister chromatid cohesion
Cellular component (GO): nucleus; chromatin; cohesin complex
Molecular function (GO): chromatin binding
Source: RefSeq, a predicted model, not a curated record